AUGGGCUGCGGGGGCAGCCGGGCCGACGCCAUCGAGCCUCGCUACUACGAGAGCUGGACGCGGGAGACCGAGUCCACCUGGCUGACCAACACCGACUCCGAGAGCCCGCCGGAGCCCGGCGGCGCCGACCCCGGUAGCAGAGAGCUGGGCGCGGGGAGAACCGGUAUUCUGGAGGAUGGCAAAUCAACUCAGACGGGAGGAACCUCAACGCCAGCCACCACAGGGAUUCUGAGCACUGAGAAGAGGACCAUCAGUGGGGCCCAGUGCGUGAACACCGCUGGAGCUGGGCCACCACGGCAGAGCAGCUUCCGAGCAGCAGAGAGUAAACGGGACACACAGAAAAUGUCAACGAAAGAAGUCACCAUUAAUGUCUCAAAAAACAACAGACCCAGUGACAGAAGGAUGACAAAGAAUUGUGUCAAUUAA
Molecule: messenger RNA, 426 nt
Organism: Centrocercus urophasianus (Greater sage-grouse)
Lineage: Eukaryota; Metazoa; Chordata; Aves; Galliformes; Phasianidae
Gene: BAALC
Product: BAALC binder of MAP3K1 and KLF4
Exons: 3
Coding region: 1-426 (141 amino acids)
Cellular component (GO): cytoplasm
Source: RefSeq, a predicted model, not a curated record